Colletotrichum orchidophilum is the source of this 894-nucleotide messenger RNA. RefSeq lists its product as uncharacterized. Gene Ontology annotation, cellular component: prospore membrane; ascospore wall; lipid droplet. NCBI's taxonomy places the organism in Eukaryota, Fungi, Ascomycota, Sordariomycetes, Glomerellales, Glomerellaceae. The record is from RefSeq and is a predicted model, not a curated record. The transcript is spliced from 2 exons. The coding region runs from base 1 to 894 and encodes 297 amino acids.
AUGUCAGAAUCACAGCGUUCUGCGUGGUCCUCCCGCGCCGACGCCCUUCUGCGACCUGUCGAGCGCCCGGUAGGGUAUUUGAAGCGCGCCAGCAUCGCGGCCUCGUUUCCCAUCCGCGGCAUCUGGUACUUUUUGCGGAAUAAGGAAUUCUACCCGCUGUUCCUCAGCCGCCUGUUGCCACUGUCCAUCAUAUCCUUCCUGGUCUACUUUAUUUUAUUCACCUUUGCUUUCCUUCCCCAGUUUGCACUUCUGGCCAUCUUCCAUGGAUGGGGUGCGUGGGUCAACGCAGUGGUACUGGUUCUCGGAGAGGGUCUCGUCGUCAUCCAAGGUCUUUUCGAGGGAUUUUUCGUCGACGAGUGUCGAGUGGACGUUUUUGAUGCCACACUCAUCAAAGAGUCACAGACAGACCUCGUCGCUCCCCACAGGAUCCUCUUCCCCGAUGCCCCCACCGCGGUCAAGAUGCUCGGCAAGCCGACGACCCCCGCCGCCUUCACCCCCUGGUCCAUGAUCCAGAUCAUCGAGCUAAUAGUCUUCUUACCCCUUAACUUCGUCCCGGUAGUCGGCACCCCGGCCUUCAUCAUCAUCACUGGCACGAGACUGGGCAAACUGGCGCAUUAUAGAUGGUUCCAUCUGCGCGGACUAACCAAGAAGGAAGCCAAGAACGAGAUACGAGCGAGGACGUGGGAAUACGUUUGGUUUGGCACAGUCGCGAUGAUUCUGGAGUUGAUUCCCGUGCUUUCCUUCUUCUUCCUAUUGACCACCUCGGCUGGAGCUGGACUCUGGGCGGCACGGAUUGAGGAUGACAAAAAGAGGGGGGCUGUAGAUGCUCUGAUCGGAGAGCCUCUGCCACCACCAUCACCACCACCACCACCCUACGAGGAUGAUCCAGUCUAG